Molecule: messenger RNA, 597 nt
Organism: Ectocarpus siliculosus
Lineage: Eukaryota; Phaeophyceae; Ectocarpales; Ectocarpaceae
Source: the annotation of a GenBank genome assembly
AUGCCUGUGGGAGAAAACAACUUCGACCGCCUCGCUAAAAGUGCUCUAAGAUGGCGGCCGGAAAGUGCCGAGCGAACAGCGUGGAUGCAAGUAUUUUUCUCCCUCCUCACGCAAGCCAGCUCGCUGGCAGCUUUCCCGUCGUAUAACGUCGUUCUGGGGCUCUGGGGAUUGUACAGCGUGUACACCAAGAGCCUCCAAUCCACCCAAGUAUAUCUGGGAUUGCUUUGCUUCUCCAUUCUGCUUGACAUUAUAUUCUGCUCCAUUUGGGGGAGCAACGACGCCGGCAUCUUCGACGGAUCGACAGCAUCGUUUUGCCUCGUCAUGCUCAUCCUCAACAUGCUGGCGAAGCUAGCGGCGGUGUACUGCUUCUUGAGAUUCUACAAAGAAAUGGAGUCUGGAGCAAUCCGCCCCCAAGAGCGUUUGGGUGCCCCCGCGAAGCAAGGAGGGCGCCAGUCGGCGGGAGGGCGUGGCGCGUACGACAUGGCACCAAUGUCGACUCACGAAGAGCGGGCUCCCGUUGGUUCUCCCGAUGCGAGUCUGAUGAGUUCUGGCAGUGCAGCAUCGUUCGCACUUUCUCCGAAGGGGAGGGCUGACUGA